AAAAAUUAGCACGUGUAAAAUACACAUCUUGCUAUAAUGCUAUCUAUCAAAUGACACACGGCGGCGCACAGGCGCCGACACAGUGAUUGGAUCAGAAAAAACCUCGCAGUGGGAGAGAGGGAGAUGGAGGGAGUGGAGCACCGGACGGUGAGAGGGAUCGGCGGCGACAUCCACGUGGCAGUGAAAGGACCCGAAGGCCGCGUGGUCGUGCUACUCAUCCAUGGCUUCCCCGAGCUGUGGUAUUCAUGGCGGCACCAGAUCUCCGGCCUCGCGGCCCUCGGCUUCCGCGCCGUGGCUCCUGACCUCCGCGGAUGCGGUGACUCUCACGCUCCUCCAGAGAUAUCCUCCUACUCCCUCUUUCACAUCGUCGAAGAUCUCGUCGCCGUCAUCUCCGCCGUAACCGCCGACGACGACGAGAGGGUCUUCGUCGUCGGUCACGAUUGGGGCUCUGUAUGUUGAAGAAAACAAAUAUACCAAGAAAGGAAAGAAGGAAAUAGAUCACAUAAAAUUACUUAUUAUUCAAAUUAAAUCAAGAAUAAAUAAAAAUUUGCACUAAUUAAGAUCAAUCUAGUCAUUGAAAAUCAUUCAUCAUUACCUCAUUAUAUAUUUCAUGGAGUGUGGAUAUUCUAAUUGAUUACUUUUCUUAUUCAUUGUA
Tarenaya hassleriana is the source of this 655-nucleotide messenger RNA. Its product is annotated as AB hydrolase superfamily protein YfhM-like. Gene Ontology annotation, molecular function: hydrolase activity. The record is from RefSeq and is a predicted model, not a curated record. Lineage: Eukaryota; Viridiplantae; Streptophyta; Magnoliopsida; Brassicales; Cleomaceae. Bases 124 to 459 code for a protein of 111 amino acids. The transcript has a single exon.